Messenger RNA from Paramecium pentaurelia, 456 nucleotides. Lineage: Eukaryota; Ciliophora; Oligohymenophorea; Peniculida; Parameciidae. The record is from the annotation of a GenBank genome assembly.
UAUGUAUAAUACUGAGUUUUGGGUAAAAUAUGUGUUCAGAGUAUUACAUAUUGGUAGUGUUACAGCUUUAGGCGGUCGUAUAAUAUAUGAUUAUUUAUGGCCUGAUCAAGCAGAGAUAACAAAAGCUUAAAUAUUAUUUGCAGGAAUUUCAGGAUUCCUAAUGAUUUUAGCAGGAAUUGUUAACAUAUUUUUAUUAAAAGGAAAAGAAAAGUUAAAAUCUAAAAAUAAGUUUUGGGCUGGUACUUUACAUUUGAAAGCAAUCACAAGUAAUAAUAUUAUUAAUAAUAAUAGCCAUAAUUAUACUAACACCAUUGGCAAAAUAUAUAUCAAGAGAUCCAUAAAUAGUGAAAGCAAUAUAAUUUUAUUAUGUAGUUGCUAUGUUGUUGUUGAGUCCUUUUUUAAGAUUCUAUCGUGAAUGGUGGACUGAAUUAAAUAGAUAAAAUAAAUUAAGUUGAA